GAGGUCAAAGGUGAAGCCAAGAUGAGUGAACUGGAGCAGCUGCGUCAGGAGGCAGAGCAGCUGAGGAAUCAGAUCAGGGAUGCGAGGAAAGCGUGUGGGGACUCCACCCUCACACAGAUAACUGCAGGCCUGGACCCAGUGGGGAGAAUACAGAUGAGGACCAGGCGUACUCUGCGUGGACACUUAGCCAAGAUCUACGCCAUGCACUGGGGUUUCGACUCCAGGCUUUUAGUCAGCGCCUCCCAAGAUGGCAAACUUAUUAUCUGGGACAGCUAUACCACUAACAAGGUUCAUGCCAUCCCAUUGCGCUCAUCCUGGGUGAUGACGUGUGCGUAUGCUCCCUCUGGGAACUACGUGGCCUGUGGAGGCCUGGACAACAUCUGCUCCAUCUACAGCCUGAAAACCCGUGAGGGUAACGUGAGAGUCAGCCGCGAACUGCCUGGACAUACAGGUUACCUCUCCUGCUGCCGUUUCAUCGAUGACAAUCAAAUCAUUACCAGCUCAGGCGACACGACCUGUGCAUUGUGGGACAUCGAGACGGGGCAGCAGACGACAGUGUUCUCCGGACACAGCGGGGACGUCAUGAGUCUGUCUCUGGGUCAGGACUUGCGCACCUUCAUCUCUGGAGCGUGCGACGCAUCCAUCAAACUCUGGGACAUCAGGGACAGCAUGUGCAGACAAACUUUCACUGGCCACGAGUCCGACAUCAACGCCGUCUGUUUCUUUCCCAGUGGCAGUGCGUUUGCCACGGGCUCAGACGACGCCACCUGCAGGUUGUUUGACCUACGUGCUGACCAGGAGCUUAGCCUUUAUUCCCAUGACAACAUCAUCUGCGGAAUCACUUCUGUCGCCUUCUCCCGCUCCGGGCGCUUGCUGCUGGCAGGAUACGACGACUUCAACUGCAACAUCUGGGAUGCCAUGAAAGGAGACCGCGCAGGAGUGUUGGCAGGUCAUGACAAUCGCGUGAGCUGUCUUGGGGUGACGGAUGAUGGCAUGGCUGUGUGUACUGGAUCCUGGGACAGCUUCCUUAAGAUCUGGAACUGA
Chanos chanos (milkfish) is the source of this 1044-nucleotide messenger RNA. RefSeq names its product guanine nucleotide binding protein (G protein), beta polypeptide 2 (gene gnb2). Bases 22 to 1044 code for a protein of 340 amino acids. NCBI's taxonomy places the organism in Eukaryota, Metazoa, Chordata, Actinopteri, Gonorynchiformes, Chanidae. Gene Ontology annotation, molecular function: protein binding. The record is from RefSeq and is a predicted model, not a curated record. Gene Ontology annotation, biological process: signal transduction. The transcript has 9 exons.